AUGUCUGAAGAAAAUGCAAAAACGAUAAAGAUGUACAAACCGACGGAAGCGGAUAUGAAACACUACUAUGAAAAUUUUCUUCCCUUUCCUUCAAUUUUCACUUGGUUGAAUCAUUCUAAGGUUCCGAAUAAUGAUUUCACACAUCGGGAAUUUGCAUUUGAGCAUCAAAAUGGAGCUUACCAACGUUAUAACUCUUUUCAGGAUGCUGCAGAAUUUAAAAAGAAGGUUGUCAAGUAUAACCCAACUCGUUUUGAAAUCGGUGCAGUGUAUCCUGUCGAACCAAAAGAUCGUAAAACUGUUGCGAAAAACAUGAUGAAGCCUUUAUCGAAGGAAAUGGUUUUGGAUAUUGACUUGACUGAUUAUGAUGAAAUUAGAACUUGCUGUAAAGGUACCUCGAUUUGUGAUAAAUGUUGGAAAUUCAUAACCUUGGCCAUUAAGGUUGUAGACGUUGCAAUUAGGGAAGAUUUUGGAAUUGAAAACAGAAUUUGGGUUUUCUCUGGUAGAAGAGGUGUCCAUUGUUGGAUGAGCGACUCAAAAAUCAGAUUUUUAAAGGAAAACGGAAGAAGAGCAUUUAUUGAAUAUUUGGAUAUUCUGAAUGUCAAGGGUAAAAGUAAAAAGGGGAUAUUUGGACUUAAAAAACCUUACCAUCCGCACAUUGAAAGAUCCUUGGAUAUUUUGAAAGAUCAUUUUGUUGAUAUUAUCCUAGAGGAGCAGGGCUCUUGGGAUUCUAUAGAAUCUGGCAGAGAGUUAGCUCUGUCAAUUCCGGAUAUUAAAUUGAGAAAUGUAUUACUUCAGAAGUGGAAAGAUAACAACAUAUCCAGUACAGACAAAUGGGUCGAUAUUGGCGAUCUAUAUAAAGAGCUAGGAAUAAAUUCAUUUGAUUUAGUCGACUGGAGAAAGGAAAUGAUUUUGCAAAUGUUAUAUCCAAGAUUAGAUGUGGAAGUCUCCAGACAGAUGAACCAUUUGCUAAAAUCACCAUUUUGCGUGCAUCCAGGUACAGGUAAUGUUUGUGUUGUAUUUGAUCCGAAUGAAAGAGAAUUCAAUCCGUUUACGGAUGCCCCAAAUCUACAACAAAUUUUUUCUGCUGACGAAUUUGAGUGGAAAAAUACACCUUUGAAGGAUAGUAUAUUACUUUUUAGAAACUAUGUUGACAAACUCUUGAAAUGUGAAGGUCCAACGAAGAGAGAAAAUGACGAGCUGGACUUCUAG
This is a messenger RNA of Pichia kudriavzevii, 1209 nucleotides long. RefSeq lists its product as uncharacterized. The coding region runs from base 1 to 1209 and encodes 402 amino acids. Gene Ontology annotation, cellular component: alpha DNA polymerase:primase complex. The record is from RefSeq and is a predicted model, not a curated record. NCBI's taxonomy places the organism in Eukaryota, Fungi, Ascomycota, Pichiomycetes, Pichiales, Pichiaceae. Gene Ontology annotation, biological process: DNA replication, synthesis of primer. The transcript has a single exon.